AUGGAGUCGGCAGCAGAAACUGUGAGGCGUAGACCCAGCCUCCGAGGGUCAAUCCGAUCGGAGGACUGGCCUGAGGAGGUCAACAUUUCGCUCUCCCCGCAUCGUGAGCGGAGGCACAUCAGCGGAGAAAGACGAAACACCGGGGUUACAGUCUUGAGUGAUGGACGGCUUGAUAUAAAGCUCGACGAGCAUAUUCCACAGCUCGCAGGGUUAUUGAAUCGCAUCCAAACGACAACUGCGCCACCGGACCUAGAGGAACUAGCGGGCGAACCGACUCCAGAGCCAAUACCAAAAGAUGAGGGCAAAGACUUCCCACUGAAGAUGAACAUAGUCAUUCAAGUUAUCGGAUCUCGGGGUGAUAUCCAACCGUUCCUUGCGUUGGGCAAAGAGUUGAAGGCAUAUGGACACCGCGUACGACUAGCAACCCACCUCAUUUUCCGGGACUUUGUACUUGAGGGUGGCUUAGAGUUCUUUAACAUCGGUGGAGACCCAGAGGAACUGAUGGCAUUCAUGGUCCAAAAUCCGUCCCUACUCCCCGCAUUCAGCACGAUUCGCAGCGGUGCCAUCCAGAAACGCCGGCGCGAAAUGAAGGAAAUUAUAUAUGGUUGUUGGAGGUCAUGUGUCGAAACAGGUGACGGUACAGACAUGCAUCAAAUCAAAGAAGAUCUUUGGGGUGAUACGGUGGAUUAUCGUCGGAGACCGUUUGUUGCUGAUGCAAUAAUCGCUAACCCGCCCAGCUUGGGUCAUAUCCAUUGCGCACAGAGGCUGGGGAUUCCACUUCAUAUGAUGUUCACAAUGCCCUGGUCGGCUACGCAGUCAUUUCCGCAUCCUUUAGCCGUUAUUCACCAGCAGGACUGCAAGCCAACAGUUGCAAACCUUGUGUCUUAUACAGUUGUAGAUAUGAUGAUUUGGGAGGGAUUGGGAGAUCUUGUCAACUCUUGGCGGAAGAAGUGCCUCGCGCUCGAUCCGUUAGACUCAAUCACUGCACCAAAUUUGCCCGGGCGCCUCGGAGUCCCGUUCUCAUACUUGUGGUCGCCGGCGUUGUUGCCAAAGCCACGCGAUUGGGCCGAGCACAUCGAUAUUUGCGGGUUUAGUGUGCUACCUGCAAAGUCCGACUACAAACCCCUCCAAGAGAUCGAUGAUUUCCUCAAAGCAGGACCCCCUCCAAUAUACGUUGGAUUCGGCUCUAUUGUGGUAGAAAAUCAAGUCAAGCUAACUCAAAUUGUGCUCGAAGCGAUAAAGAAUACGGGCCAGCGUGCAAUCAUUUCAAAAGGCUGGGGAAACCUCGGAGUUGACGACAUAAAUGUGCCAGAUAAUAUCCUCAUCGUCGGCAGCGUACCACAUGACUGGUUAUUCCAGCGCGUAUCGUGCGUGAUUCACCAUGGCGGUGCAGGUACCACUGCCGCAGGGCUUUCUCUUGGACGUCCGACCAUUAUUGUUCCCUUCUUUGGAGAUCAACAGUUCUGGGGAGGAAUCGUUGCGGUGGCUGGGGCCGGGCCGAUGCCCGUGCCAUACAAGCAACUCACAGUUGAGAAGUUGACCGAUGCAAUUCAGACAGCACUGGAACCCUCAACUCAAGCCAAGGCGCAGGAAAUUGCUGAUAAGAUGCGGAAAGAGUCCGGCGUGAAGGAUGGGGUACGCAGCUUUCAUCGGCAUCUUAAGUUAAAGACUUUGCAAUGCGCAAUAUGUCCCAAUCGUCCUGCGGUAUGGCACAUUAAGCAAACUUCUAUUGGGCUCAGUGCUUUUGCUGCAUCAGUACUGGUUGAAACAGGGGCUAUUAAACCAGAGAACGUCGUUUUGAACCGAGCAUCGGAAUACGACACAUACCGCAAUCCCACAGGCCCUGUCAGUGCAGGAGCUCAGGUGCUAGUUGGAGCAAUUGCGAACUUUGUGACCGGGAUCGGCGAGGUCCCUUAUGAAAUCGUUUCAGACUUUGUCACCGCCGGUCGUGCAAUAGGUCAUACUCGUUCACAAAGUCAUCCCUCAUCAAGAUUUUCCUGGAGGAAAAGCCGCAGAAGUCAAGAUUCAGACCUAGAUAGCGAAGAGGAGCAGUAUCACGAGUCUGCCGAGUAUCAUGGGCCUGCCGAGUGCCGUGGAGUUGGCCGGCCAAAUGGCGAUAACCAGGAUGGGAUAAGCCUCGACACGAACGACGAUGAGAACGACAACGUGAGACACAACAAAAUGAACCACGGUCUACCAAUUAGUGCCACUGGCCGGAAAGAAGGCAUGCCGAUAAAUGAGGGGCAACUUCACGAACAAAUUCUGAGCUAUCUAGAGUCACCCGAGGGGCAUGGUGUUGUCUACGAAAUACGCACUCACGGCAGUCGAAUGUCAAAGAAGUUCUUGAAAACCAUACUAUGGCUCCCAACAGACGUGACUCUCAGCUUCUCUAAAGGCUUCCACAAUGCGCCGAUGUUGUACCACGACCCAAUGGUCAAAGAAACGCCGAAGGUCACCGGCUUCCGGAGUGGACUUGCGGCAGCUAGAACGGAACUUCAAGAUGGCUUCUACUACGGCAUCACAGGGUUGGUAACACAGCCCCGAUAUGGUGCUAAGCACGAGGGAGCGAAGGGAAUGUUCAAGGGAAUUGGGAAAGGGAUUGGUGGCGUUAUUCUUAAGCCACCAGCAGGUCUCUGGGGACUCUUUGGUUAUCCUUUGGUUGGAAUCCGCCGAAAGCUUCAAAAGUCGUUAGGUAGGACCCAAGAGCUUUCUAUUAUGGCAUCUCGGAUAGCGCAAGGUCUCGAAGACAUGCGAGCAUCGACCACCGAUGAACGGGCAGAGGUUUCUAGAAAAUGGCAUCUUCUUGAAGAGGAGAUUCGCCCCUCUUACUGA
Penicillium expansum is the source of this 2832-nucleotide messenger RNA. RefSeq names its product glycosyltransferase. The transcript has 7 exons. The record is from RefSeq and is a predicted model, not a curated record. NCBI's taxonomy places the organism in Eukaryota, Fungi, Ascomycota, Eurotiomycetes, Eurotiales, Aspergillaceae. Gene Ontology annotation, biological process: carbohydrate metabolic process. Gene Ontology annotation, molecular function: UDP-glycosyltransferase activity; hexosyltransferase activity. The coding region runs from base 1 to 2832 and encodes 943 amino acids.